Alnus glutinosa is the source of this 5131-nucleotide messenger RNA. Its product is annotated as ABC transporter G family member 29-like. Gene Ontology annotation, molecular function: ATP binding; ABC-type transporter activity; ATP hydrolysis activity. Gene Ontology annotation, cellular component: membrane. The transcript has 21 exons. The record is from RefSeq and is a predicted model, not a curated record. Lineage: Eukaryota; Viridiplantae; Streptophyta; Magnoliopsida; Fagales; Betulaceae. Bases 332 to 4816 code for a protein of 1494 amino acids.
AUUCUGCCGCCUGUACCAUCUUCUCUCUACUCUCCCUACAUGGAAGUAUAAGUAAUUAAGUACCCACAAAGGAAUGGGACUUGCAUCAGCUCUCUCUCUCUCUCCCUCUCUCUAAGAAGGAAUAGAGAGUGGCCUUUCCAACAACAUUUGGGGAGGAAAAGUACCAAAAAGGUGGGAGACAGGAAUUUCCAAUCCCCACCAAACCAAUCCCUUCCUUUCCUUUCCCCUCUCUGUUUCUGGAUAGAGAAUUCAGCUUCAUUUUCCCUUGUAUUUCAAGAAAACCAAUUAAUUUCGGUAAAUUCAUUAGAAGAAGAAGAAGAAGAAGAAGAAGAUGGAGGGUCUAGAUAAAGCCAGAGGCUCGGAAAGGCGGGCAGGGCAUCACAGCUUCAGCAGAAGCAUAAGCAGGACUAUGAGCAAGCAUAGUUGGAGCAUGGAAGAUGUAUUUGCAGGUGGCAGGCAAUCUCGUCGCAACAGUCAAGUCGACGAAGAUGAAGAAGCUCUGAAAUGGGCUGCCAUAGAGAAGUUACCAACGUAUGAUCGUUUAAGAACAAGUAUCAUAAAUUCUUACAUGGAGAAUGAGCCCCUGGCGCACAAGGAAGUGGAUGUUCGAAAGCUAGAUAUGGAUGAAAGGCAACAAUUCAUUGAUAGGAUUUUCAAGGUUGCAGAGGAAGAUAAUGAGAAGUUCUUGAAGAAGUUUAGAAAUAGAGUUGACAAGGUUGGAAUCCGACUUCCUACAGUUGAAGUUAGGUUUGAACAUUUAACGAUCGAGGCAGAUUGCCAUGUUGGCUCAAGAGCUCUUCCCACUCUUCCAAAUACUGCCCGAAAUAUUCUAGAAUCGGGUCUUGGUAUUCUUGGGGUUGGAAUGGCCAAGAGAACAAAAUUAACAAUUCUCAAGGAUGCAUCAGGAAUUAUUAAACCGUCGAGGAUGGCCCUUUUGUUAGGCCCCCCGUCCUCUGGUAAAACAACCCUUUUGCUGGCAUUGGCCGGGAAGUUGGACCCAAGCUUAAAGGUUAGAGGAGAAAUCACUUACAAUGGGUGCAGGCUCAAUGAAUUUGUACCUAAGAAGACAUCAGCAUACAUUAGCCAAAAUGAUGUCCAUGUUGGAGAAAUGACUGUGAAAGAAACUCUAGAUUUCUCGGCAAGAUGCCAAGGGGUUGGGACUCGAUAUGAUCUCCUAAGUGAACUUGGAAGAAGGGAAAAGGAAGCUGGCAUAUUUCCAGAGGCAGAAGUUGACCUUUUCAUGAAGGCAACAGCAAUGGAAGGAGUUGAGAGCAGCCUGAUUACUGACUACACUCUGAAAAUAUUAGGGAUCGAUAUAUGCAAGGACACCAUUGUUGGAGAUGAUAUGCAACGAGGGAUAUCGGGUGGACAGAAAAAACGAGUAACAACAGGAGAGAUGAUUGUUGGGCCAACAAAGACACUGUUCAUGGAUGAGAUAUCCACCGGUCUUGAUAGCUCCACCACAUUCCAAAUAGUGAAAUGUUUGCAGCAGAUUGUACAUCUCACGGAGGCCACCAUCCUGAUGUCCCUACUCCAGCCCGCUCCUGAGACGUUCGAUCUCUUCGAUGACAUCAUCCUCCUAUCGGAGGGCCAGAUUGUAUACCAGGGCCCAAGAGAGCACAUAGUCGAGUUCUUUGAGAGCUGUGGAUUCAAGUGUCCAGAGAGAAAGGGGACCGCUGAUUUCUUGCAGGAGGUUACAUCAAGGAAGGACCAAGAGCAGUAUUGGGCAGACAGGACAAGACCGUACCGGUUCAUAUCAGUGUCUGAAUUCGCAAGCCGGUUCAAGAGUUUCCAUGUGGGCAUGCGGCUUGAAAAUGAGCUCUCGGUCACCUUCGACAAGUCGCAAGCCCAUGGAGCAGCCCUGGUGUACAAGAAAUAUUCAGUCCCAAAAAUGGAACUCCUAAAGGCAAGCUUUGACAAAGAAUGGCUGCUGAUAAAGAGGAACUCUUUUGUGUACGUUUUCAAGACCAUCCAACUCAUUGUCGUGGCAUUAAUAGCGUCGACAGUGUUCUUAAGGACAGAAAUGCACAAUAGAACCGAGGAAGAUGGGGCAGUAUACAUUGGUGCACUUGUGUUUGGGUUGAUCAUCAACAUGUUCAAUGGUUUUGCCGAGCUGGCACUGACCAUUCAAAGGCUUCCUGUAUUUUACAAGCAUAGAGAGCUCCUCUUCCACCCAGCUUGGACUUACACACUGCCCACCGUGCUGCUCAGGAUCCCCAUUUCUGUUUUCGAGACCAUUGUUUGGAUGGUCAUGACAUACUACACCAUCGGAUAUGCACCUGAAGCUAGCAGGUUUUUCAAGCAACUAUUUUUGAUAUUUCUGAUCCAACAAAUGGCUGCCGGGCUCUUUAGGCUCAUUGCUGGAGUCUGCAGGACCAUGAUCAUCGCCAAUACUGGUGGAACUCUCUGUCUCCUCCUUGUUUUCCUACUUGGAGGUUUCAUGGUUCCUAGAGGUCAAAUUCCAGUCUGGUGGAGGUGGGGCUAUUGGGCUUCACCUUUGACAUACGGUUACAAUGCCAUUUCUGUAAACGAAUUGCUUGCUCCGAGAUGGACCAACAAAUUUGCUUCAGAUAAUACAACCCCAUUGGGUGUGGCCGUACUUAAUAACAUUGAUGUUUUCCCUGAAAAAAAUUGGUUCUGGAUUGGCUCAGGAGCACUUCUGGGCUUCACAGUUCUCUUCAACAUUCUGUUCACCUUUGCGCUUAUGUACCUUAACCCAACGGGAAGGCCGCAAGCAGUAAUAUCUGAAGAAGCUGCAGACGAGAUGGAAGCUGAACAAGAGGAAUCAAAGGAAGAACCACGACUCAGAAGGCCUAUGUCAAAGAGAGAUUCUAAUGCUCAAUCACUGUCUGCUUUUGAUGGAAACAAUACAAGAGAAAUGGCAAUCCGGAGAAUGAACAGCCGAUCUAAUAGCUAUGGGAUAAGUAGAAAUGAUUCAGCUGUUGAUGCAGCCAACGGUGUUGCCCCUAAGAGAGGAAUGGUUCUUCCAUUUGCUCCUCUGGCAAUGUCCUUUGACAGUGUGAAUUACUAUGUGGACAUGCCCCCUGAAAUGAAAGAACAAGGAGUAGCGGAGGACAGGCUACAAUUGCUUCGGGAAGUAACGGGUGCAUUUAGGCCUGGGGUCUUGACAGCACUAAUGGGAGUAAGUGGAGCUGGAAAGACAACAUUGAUGGAUGUUUUAGCAGGAAGAAAGACGGGUGGUUACAUUGAAGGUGAUAUUAGAAUCUCCGGAUUCCCUAAGAAACAAGAAACCUUUGCAAGAAUCUCUGGUUACUGUGAACAAAAUGAUAUCCACUCGCCCCAAGUCACCAUUAAAGAAUCCUUGAUUUACUCGGCUUUCCUUCGACUUCCUAAAGAAGUCAGCACCGAGGAAAAGAUGAUAUUUGUUGAUCAAGUGAUGGAACUGGUAGAGCUAGUCAAUCUUAAGGACGCAAUAGUAGGGCUUCCAGGGAUUACAGGGUUGUCAACAGAACAGCGAAAGAGGUUGACUAUUGCUGUUGAGCUUGUUGCUAAUCCCUCCAUCAUUUUCAUGGACGAACCAACUUCAGGUCUUGAUGCGAGGGCAGCAGCUAUUGUCAUGCGGACUGUGAGAAACACGGUGGACACUGGAAGAACGGUUGUGUGCACUAUUCACCAGCCUAGCAUUGAUAUCUUCGAAGCAUUUGAUGAGCUACUGCUGAUGAAGAGAGGAGGACAAGUGAUCUACUCUGGACCAUUGGGUCGGAAUUCCCAGAAAAUUAUUGAAUAUUUUGAGGAAAUUCCUGGAGUCCCCAGAAUUAAAGAAAAGUACAACCCAGCAACAUGGAUGCUUGAAGUGAGCUCAAUGGCUGCUGAAGUCAGGCUUGGAAUUGAAUUUGCUGAACACUACAAAUCAUCAUCCUUGCAUCAGAGAAACAAGGCAUUGGUGAGAGAGUUGAGCACGCCGCCGCCCGGAGCAAAAGACCUUUAUUUUGCCACUCAAUAUUCUCAGCCCCCAUGGGAGCAGUUCAAAUCUUGCUUAUGGAAGCAAUGGUGGACUUAUUGGAGAAGUCCGGAUUAUAACCUUGUUAGAAUCUUUUUCACCAUUAUUGCAGCCCUCAUGAUGGGGACAAUUUUCUGGAGAGUUGGAUCCAAAAGGGCGGACUCGGGUGAUCUAAGUAUGGUCAUCGGAGCUAUGUAUGGUUCUGUUCUGUUUGUAGGAAUUAAUAACUGCUCAACAGUACAACCGAUAGUAGCCAUUGAAAGAACAGUUUUUUAUCGAGAAAGAGCUGCCGGGAUGUACUCUGCAUUGCCUUAUGCCCUUGCACAGGUGGUUGUUGAAAUUCCGUACGUGUUUGCUCAAACUAUAUAUUAUACAAUUCCUGUGUAUGCCAUGGCCAGCUUUGAAUGGACAGCCGCCAAAUUCUUUUGGUUCUUUUUUAUCUCCUUCUUCUCCUUCCUCUACUUCACAUACUACGGCAUGAUGACUGUAUCCGUCACUCCCAACCACCAAGUAGCAUCCAUUUUUGCAGCAGCUUUCUAUUCUCUCUUCAAUCUUUUCUCAGGCUUCUUCAUCCCAAGACCUAGAAUUCCAAAGUGGUGGGUUUGGUAUUACUGGAUUUGUCCAGUUGCAUGGACAGUUUAUGGAUUGAUUGUGUCACAAUAUGGUGAUGUGGAGUCCACAAUUAAAGUGCCCGGAAUGGAGGUAGACCCGACUAUUAAAUGGUAUAUAGAAGACCAUUUCGGGUACAACCCAAAUUUCAUGGGCCCAGUUGCUGGAGUUUUGGUUGGCUUCGCGGUCUUCUUCGCCUUCAUGUUUGCCUAUUGCAUAAGGACUCUCAACUUCCAGAUGAGAUAGAAGAUGUACGUUUAUGAAACAAAUUCUUGUUGUACCAGAUUAUAUUAAUCGCAUAGUCAUUCCUGUAUAUAUAAAAGGAAAAUGUUAGAUUUACAACACCAAUACAAUAACGGUACAACAAUCCCUCACAUGAGAGUGGGUUCUACAUACUGGAGCCCACCCUCAUGUGAGGGAUUGUUGUGCAAUUGUUGUAUUAGUGUUGUACAAGAAUCAAAUCCCUAUAUAAAAUAGAAGUAAUUAAAGCCGUUACGAUCUAUUGAAAACUGACAAUUGUAUGAGGCUUGAUUCUAAAUUACUAUUAUUAUUUAAACUUAA